ACUGUGGAGAAGACCUAGCCGCUCCUCCUCCCGCACUCGUGCCGCCCCCUUUCAUCUUCCUCCUGCCUCACCUCUCUCUCCUUCUCGACCCGCGCCCGCGACCCUCGUCCCGCCGCCGCCGCUGCCGGGACCCUCGUCCCUCUUCUCGCCGUCGCCUCCGCCGCCGAGCAGUGAGCGAGAGUAGCGAGAGGAACAACGAGCCAGCGAGCAGCCAGCCUUUCAUGGCCUCCGCCCUCUCUCUCUUCCCCACCCCUCUCCCCUCACCACAAGAGAAGAGAGGCAGGGAGAUUGACAAGCAGAUCAGGCGGCGACCGGCCAUGGGACGGGAGGGCGCCCAGAUCCAUCCGCCCCGAUCCGGCCAUGGGACUAGACUCAAAAUCGAGAGCAAGCCGCCGUGUGUCUCCUUCCUUCUGCUUGAUGGGGCCAUGCCUAGGAGGAAGGAAGGAUGAGAAAGGAAGAGGCUGCCGGUGCGCGAGGUACGGCGUUGGACUCGACGGGGAUGGCUGCUCCUCCCAAGGAACUGUAUCACAACGGAUCAUUGGCAUUGUAGCUUCAGUGGACAUGUAUGCUGAAUAUCCCCUCAGUGGACAAGAUUGGAUUUUAGUGUAUACAAGCCCUCCUCUCAGCUGCUCAGGCAUAAACACCUUACUGCAAAUGUUCUUCGUAUCUCGCCUCCUCGUCGUGAUGGGUGGCUCCUAUAGCUUCGCCAUGCCAACCAUCUCCACGAGAACAUGGCAGGUUGUUGUGCUUCUGGAUGAGAGGGAUAGCCAUGAGGCAAGGAGCAGCAAGGUCUCAUUUUCUUCCCCAGUUUUUACUCCUCGAUUUAUGGUUUUUCUAAACACAUGUGUGCAGGUCUGAGAGAAAAGGAGAAGGGGAUGAAUCUUGAGGAAGUGCUUGGUGAAGAAAAAGAUGGUCUCUCUCUCUCUACAUAGUCAUGUUUAUUUGUUCUGCAGCAGGCUAUGUUAUUUUGGUGUGCCAGAUAGUAGUUAUUGCCAGAAGAUUACAUUCUUCAUGUGUUACAUAUGUCUUCUUCUUUAGAUAAUGUUCUUUAGUUUCUGGAUUUGGUGCAGGUUCACGAUGAUGUUUUUACACCCUAAUUGAUUAUAUUUUGUACAACAACUGGUUCUUUUAAUGGUAGUUCGUUACCUGUGUACUGUUCUUUUGUUUACAUACACAUUGAAUUUUUACAACACUAAACAAACUAUUUAAGUCCAGUUUCAUCUUUUUUUAUUGCUGCUAUUUCUCAUGGGAUAUCCAGGAAUUGAGAACACAUAUUUUGUAGAUGUUCCUGAUGGCAAUGUUGGUAAUUAAUGAUGAAAAAAGAAGGAAGUGAGAUUGGAUUUGUACUAGAACAACGCCUCCCCAAGAUCUGGACCGGAUGCCAUCGCGCGGCGUGAUUCCGGAUCGGGAGCAGAUUGCCGCCAUAUUUAUCUCUCUGUUUUCAGAGCCCCUCCAUAUUGCUAUCUCCCGCUUGAGUUUGCGUCACUGUUAUGCGUUGUCUCUCCGUUCACGCCUACUCUUGACAGGAGCAGCACAGGCUGCCACACAACACGCUUACUUGGGACGGACUGCAGGUGCCCUCUAAUAUGGGUAGUCAGGAGUUCAAUUUUUCUAUACAAUCUCUAGGAGUUUAAUUAGGUAGCCUCUAAUAUGGGCUCUCGUGAAGAAAAUAUGCCCUAGAGGCAAUAAUAAA
Messenger RNA from Triticum aestivum (bread wheat), 1693 nucleotides. RefSeq lists its product as uncharacterized. Lineage: Eukaryota; Viridiplantae; Streptophyta; Magnoliopsida; Poales; Poaceae. The transcript has 5 exons. The coding region runs from base 361 to 858 and encodes 165 amino acids. The record is from RefSeq and is a predicted model, not a curated record.